AUGUAACAGAAAUGUUUUGAUAAAUCCGGAAAUAUAUGAAUGAAAUUGAUAUCUAGAUGAUGGACAUUCAGGGGAAUUAUUCUCGGUAAAUCUGGAUGAUAAACAAAGAAAAAUAAUCUGAAAUGACAAUGGGGAUUCACUCUGCGUCACGACGGAAAAUAAACCGGCCAGCCGAGUUCUGAAAUGAAAAAGGAACCCCAGAAAAUGACAAUGGCUGCGCGGUCAACGGACAGGUUAACUGCUUGAAGCAGAGCCCCGCCCACCGUGUCAUGCUUGCGAGCACGACGCGAGCCUAAGAGAGCCUCGAGAGCCGCGUCAGCAUGUCCGUGUCCCGCUCCAAGUCGCUGCCCGGCGCGAACGGCGACGGAUGGGACGGCGACGACUCCGGCCUGUCUCGCUCCGGCAACUCGGGCGGCGGCCGCGACUCCGGCGUGGUGGUCGUCGCCUCCGACACGCCGUCCUUCGCCUCCGACGCGCGCUCGUCCCUGCUGGGCGACCUGCCGUCGGGCGCGGCCUGCUCGGAGCUGCCGUCCGAGGAGGCGGAGAACGAGAAGCAGGGCACCGAGGACCCCGACAAGAAGGCCACCAUCGGCCGCCACUACUACCCCGAGGGCGGCUGGGGCUGGGUGGUGCUCGUGAUGGCGCUGCUGGUGCACGUGAUCUCGCACGGCGUCCACCAGGCCACGGGCGUGCUCAUCCUGCACCUCGUCAAGGAGUUCCCCGAAGCCUCGCUCAUGUCUGCAAGCUGGUUGGGGAGUCUGUCCACCUCGCUCGCCCUGCUCCUCUCGCCUGUGACCAUCGCCGUGUGCAAAAGGAACUCCACCCGCCUCACAGCCGUGUUGGGCGGCCUCAUCACCGCCCUCGGCUGCCUCUUCACCUCCUUUGCCAGCCAGUUCCAUCAGCUCUUCUUCAGUUACGGGACCGUCAUAGGCAUCGGCGUGGGGAUGACGCGGGACUCCUCGACGCUCAUGGUCGGCCAGUACUUCAAGCGGAGAAGGGAGUUCGUCGAGAUCAUCGUCGUGAGCGGGAGCGGCCUCGGCAUCACCGUCAUGUCGGUCAUACGAGGCGCCAUAGGGUCCAUAGGAUGGCGCCUUGGCCUGCAGGCGGUGACGGGGGUGGUCGUCCUCACCUUCCUGAUGGGGACCUUCUACCGCUCGGCGUCGCUCUACCACCCGCAGCGCCGGGCCAUCCUGCACCUCAAGAACCAGAAGCGGAAGAUCAAGGAGAAGAACCGCACGGACGACACGCCGCCCUUCUUCGACCUCGCCACCCUCAGGAGCCGCACCGUGCAGAUCCUCCUCGUGUCGAUAGGCCUCUCGUCCUUCGGGAUCACCACGCCUAUCAUCUACCUCGCACACCAGGCUGAAGAGGAGGGCCUGGGAGACACGUCCGUGGUGCUCCUGCAGACGUACCUGGGGCUCGGGUGGGUGAUAGGCUGCUGUGCCUUCGGCUUUGUGGUGCUGCAGAAGAACACCGAGUGCCGCGUCGGCCGCCAGUACCUGUGCCAAGCCUCCAUGUUCCUGUGCGGGGUGUCCACGCUCGCCUUCACGGCCGUUGAGGGUUACCACGGCUACGUCCUCUUCGCCUGGCUCUACGGCAUCUUCUGCGGGGGCUUCCACUACUCCCUGAAGAUGUACACCUACGAGAAAGUGCGAGCGCGGAACUUCGCCAGAACGUGGGGCUUCGUCCAGUGUUCCCAGGCUAUUCCCACAGCCAUAGGGGUCCCCAUCACAG
This is a messenger RNA of Penaeus vannamei (Pacific white shrimp), 1734 nucleotides long. NCBI's taxonomy places the organism in Eukaryota, Metazoa, Arthropoda, Malacostraca, Decapoda, Penaeidae. The record is from RefSeq and is a predicted model, not a curated record.